Schistocerca piceifrons (Central American locust) is the source of this 1017-nucleotide messenger RNA. RefSeq names its product iron-sulfur protein NUBPL (gene Nubpl). Gene Ontology annotation, molecular function: ATP-dependent FeS chaperone activity; 4 iron, 4 sulfur cluster binding; ATP binding. Lineage: Eukaryota; Metazoa; Arthropoda; Insecta; Orthoptera; Acrididae. Gene Ontology annotation, biological process: iron-sulfur cluster assembly; mitochondrial respiratory chain complex I assembly. Bases 1 to 1017 code for a protein of 338 amino acids. Gene Ontology annotation, cellular component: mitochondrion. The transcript is spliced from 3 exons. The record is from RefSeq and is a predicted model, not a curated record.
AUGUCCAAUUCAGAGGCAGAACACCUAUCACCUGAACAGACUUUCUGGCAGUUUGUUCCUGUGCCUCCGUUGCUUACAGUUGUUACAAUGAGAAGAACUGCAGCUUUGAAAUCUGUGAGAGUAUUAUUGUCUGUACAGACAAGAGAUCUAUAUUUUAGGAAACAGUACUCUUCCUUACAUGAUGCAAGACAGAGAGAAUUAAUGGCAAAAGGACUUCCCAAAAGAAAGGCAAUACCAGGUGUGAAGCAAAUUCUCGUUGUAGCUUCAGGCAAGGGUGGUGUCGGCAAGUCUACAGUUGCUGUUAACAUUGCUGUUGGGAUGAAAUGUGUGGAACCACAGAAGGAGGUUGCCUUGCUGGAUGCUGACGUACAUGGACCUUCAGUGCCUUUGAUGAUGAACUUGCAUGAACGACCACUAUUGACAGAAGAUGGUUAUUUCAUACCUCUCAUGAACCAUGGUGUCAAAUGUAUGUCAUCUGGUUUCUUGGCAGAUGAAAAGUCACCUUUUGUGUGGCGGGGCCCGAUGGUUAUGAGUGCCAUACAGCGUUUGCUUCGUGGUGUUGCGUGGGGUUCGGUAGAUUAUCUUAUUAUUGAUACACCACCUGGCACUGGUGAUGCACAUCUAUCACUGAUUCAGAAUGUACCGGUUUCUGGUGUUGUCUUGGUGACUACACCUCAGACUGCUGCUGUGCAGGUGACAGAGAGGGGUGCUCAGUUGUUUAAGAAACUUGAAGUGCCAAUAUGUGGUAUUGUUGAGAAUAUGGCAUCAGUUGUUUGUACAAAUUGUCACUCCCAUGUUCCACUCUGGGGUAGAAAUAACAAAGCUGCAGAAGUGGCAAGUGAUCUUGGAACUGAAUUGCUUUGCAGUGUGCCCUUGUCACCUUCGAUAGCAGAAUGUACAGACUUUGGUGCACCCAUUGUCAUUAGUCACCCUGACAGUGAACAAGGUUCUAUUUUCAUUAUGUUGGCCAAGAAGAUCUCAGCUUUCCUCAGUACAUCUGAACAUAUACAAGAAUAA